Molecule: messenger RNA, 522 nt
Organism: Miscanthus lutarioriparius
Lineage: Eukaryota; Viridiplantae; Streptophyta; Magnoliopsida; Poales; Poaceae
Source: the annotation of a GenBank genome assembly
AUGUCAAGGGUGUUGGAGCCUCUCAUUGUGGGGAAAGUGAUAGGUGAGGUGCUGGACCAUUUCAACCCCACGGUGAAGAUGGUGGUCACCUACAACUCCAACAAGCAGGUCUUCAACGGACACGAGUUCUUCCCUUCGGCAGUCGCCGCCAAGCCGCGUGUUGAGGUCCAAGGGGGCGACCUCAGGUCCUUCUUCACAUUGGUGAUGACUGACCCUGAUGUUCCAGGACCUAGUGAUCCAUACCUGAGGGAGCACCUUCACUGGAUUGUUACUGAUAUUCCUGGGACUACUGAUGCUUCUUUUGGGAGAGAGGUGGUGAGCUACGAGACCCCAAAGCCAAACAUUGGCAUCCACAGGUUCAUCUUUGUGCUGUUCCGGCAGAAGCGCCGGCAAGCUGUGAACCCGCCGUCGUCCAAGGACCGCUUCAGCACCCGCCAGUUCGCUGAGGAGAACGACCUCGGCCUCCCCGUCGCCGCCGUCUACUUCAACGCGCAGCGCGAGACCGCCGCCCGCCGGCGCUAA